Molecule: messenger RNA, 1000 nt
Organism: Epinephelus lanceolatus (giant grouper)
Lineage: Eukaryota; Metazoa; Chordata; Actinopteri; Perciformes; Serranidae
Product: vascular endothelial growth factor A-like
Biological process (GO): positive regulation of protein phosphorylation; induction of positive chemotaxis; response to hypoxia
Cellular component (GO): membrane
Molecular function (GO): vascular endothelial growth factor receptor binding; growth factor activity; chemoattractant activity
Source: RefSeq, a predicted model, not a curated record
CAGUUGUUCCUGACCGGCCGGAGACGAGGGGAGGUAACGGGACCUGGUCUUUGGCGCUAUGAUGCAAAGUUUCAUCGGAGUGUGUCACCUCUUCUCGGUCCUUCUGCUGCAGCUCGUACCUGCACAGAUCUCACACCCUCCAGAGGGAAGUCACUCAAAAGUGAUGGCGUUCCAGGAGGUGUGGGCAAAGAGCCUGUGUCGGCCCAUGGAGCAGUUGGUGGAUGUGGAGCAGGAGUACCCUGGAGAAGUGGAGUUCAUCUACAUGCCUGCUUGUGUCCCACUUUGGCGCUGCUCUGGUUGCUGUGGGGACGAGAACCUGGAGUGCCAGGCUACGCUCGAACGCAACAUCACCCUGCAGGUGAUGAGGCUUCACCCCAUGUUAUCUAUGCACCACAUGGAACUGACAUUCGUGGAGCAUCAGAGAUGUGAAUGCAGACCCCGUCAGAAACUCCUGAAUAAUAAAAGCAGCAGCGAGUCUAUCAAGAACAGACCUCGCAGGAGAAAACACAAGAAGACAGCAAACGGCUGUGGCAAGUGCCAGUUCCCUCAAAACAAGAUCGAUCUUCACUGAGUCUCAUCUGUCCAUUCUUUAAUGUGGAGGAGUAACUUCAGAGUGGAGCUCAUCUGUGAAUCGAUCAUCUCUCAUUCAUCCUCUGUUUAUAUUUCUGUCCUCAUCCAGUGCGUCCGUCAGACGUUCCAUCUUGGCCGUGACAUUGUUUUAUUUUUUGAUAAAUUCUCAAAGCAAACAAUCCUAUCUGCAAACUCCUCCAGCUCUAACUGCUGUUUUUAACAGAACAAAAUCAGCAGCAGUUUUAGUUUUAAAAGGUUAGCUGCUUUUGUGGGAGGUUUUAAAAAUAGACGACAGAUUCAGAAUAGGUCUAAAGAUAACUGGUAGGAUGCAGUAAGCAUAUCUGUUGCCAGGGGAAAUGAUUAAAGGGACAGUUCACCCCCCAAAAUACAAAUUUUCUUCUUACCUGUAGUGCUGUUUAUCAAUCUGGAU